Messenger RNA from Rhipicephalus microplus (southern cattle tick), 594 nucleotides. It is a transcript of the gene Polr2H, whose product is annotated as DNA-directed RNA polymerases I, II, and III subunit Rpb8. The record is from RefSeq and is a predicted model, not a curated record. Lineage: Eukaryota; Metazoa; Arthropoda; Arachnida; Ixodida; Ixodidae. Gene Ontology annotation, biological process: DNA-templated transcription. Gene Ontology annotation, cellular component: RNA polymerase I complex; RNA polymerase III complex; RNA polymerase II, core complex.
CACGCGGGGCGCCAGUGUAUUCAAAAUGGCGGGUGUUUUAUUCGAGGACAUUUUCGACGUAAAAGACAUCGAUCCCGAAGGAAAAAAGUUCGACAGAGUGAGCCGCCUCCACUGCGAGAGCGAGUCCUUCAAGAUGGACCUCAUCCUAGACGUGAACACCAUGCUGUACCCUGUGGACCUGGGUGACAAGUUCCGGCUGGUGAUCGCGACCACUUUGCGCGAGGACGGCUACCCGGACGACGGCGAGUACAACCCGGCCGACACGGGCCCUUCCCGCGCGGACAGCUUCGAGUGCGUCAUGUACGGCAAGAUCUACCGCAUCGAAGGGGACGACAUCACGGGCGAGACCACGAGGCUUGCGGCGUACGUGUCCUUCGGGGGCCUGCUGAUGCGCCUGCAAGGUGACCCGAACAACUUGCACGGCUUCGAAGUGGACAACCACGUGUACCUGCUCAUGAAGAAGAUCGCCUUCUGAGGGACCGGCUGGCUCGUCUUUUCACUAAAGGACACUGCCUCAUCAUCCACAUUACAUUGACAGAAUAAUUCCCAAAAUGCACUAUUCUGCUGUAAUUAAACUGCAUCACAUCCUCUGUG